Messenger RNA from Photinus pyralis (common eastern firefly), 1410 nucleotides. RefSeq names its product odorant receptor 43a-like. The record is from RefSeq and is a predicted model, not a curated record. The transcript is spliced from 8 exons. The coding region runs from base 4 to 1275 and encodes 423 amino acids. Gene Ontology annotation, cellular component: plasma membrane. Gene Ontology annotation, molecular function: olfactory receptor activity; odorant binding. Lineage: Eukaryota; Metazoa; Arthropoda; Insecta; Coleoptera; Lampyridae. Gene Ontology annotation, biological process: detection of chemical stimulus involved in sensory perception of smell; sensory perception of smell.
AUAAUGGGCGAGCAGAAACUGCUAGAAUUUAACCUACAGUACGCAGUGUUAUGUUCAUUAAUCCCGCCGAAUACUAGUAAUACAUGGAUUAAAUUAUUCAGUAAUUUUGGCAAAUAUGCCUACCUCUGUGUACUCUACAUGGUAUUGUUACCAUUUCUCUACGAACUCUACUUAGCCGAAAAUUUAAAGAUAACAGACUAUUCACUUACCAUUAUGAAUGCGGGUUGUUAUAUCUGCUCUAUUUCAACACUACACUUUUUCAUACGAAAUGGACGAAAUGGAAGAAAUUUAGUAGAGCAUCUGAACAAAGCGUUUAAAUACAGGACAAACAGCGACAUCGUUCAAAUUGGGAUGAGGGAGGAAAAUCAACGUACGAAAAAUAUCACACAAGCGUUUUUGUCAUUGCUUACGGUUGGUGUGUUGAGCAUGACUGCUAUUCCGAUUUUAAUGAAGGGAAGAAUGUUACCAUUACCUGGAGUAUACCCUGGAGUAGAUACUAAAAACAAUACGCUUCAUUAUAUUGGAAUAUACACACUUCAAGCUAUGGGGCAAAUGAUCGUGGGACAAAUAACUUCAGCUUCGGAUACUCUAUUCAUAACCACGGUGUUAAUGACUAGCCAACAAUUGUUGGUGUUCGGUGCCGACAUAUGCAAUUGCCUAUACGACGCUUUGCUACAGCACGGUGUAAAUAAGGAGAAAGUACUACAAUUCAGAGAAAUGAUGCAUGAUGCAAGAUGGUCGGAGGAUACCGAAGAGCGUAUCAACAAAGAUCGCAUUAUGACAACAAUACGUUCCGAGGAUUUUAAAGUAAGAGUAUUACACCUUCUGACUAAAUACAUUAAACACCAUCAAGAAAUCCUGGAAUUUUGUAAGGUCAUGGAUGGCUAUUUCUUGCCACUCCUAUUCAUGAAAAUGUGCCUAUCCAUGUUUUACCAUGUUUUCAUGCCAUUUUCAAUGCUUCAUAGCAAACAAUUAGGAUUAACGCUUAUCUUGGCUCAAUAUGAAACAUGCGCGAUUACCGAACUGCUUGUAUUUGCCCUGGCCGGACAAACACUAAUAAAUAAGAGUGAAGAACUUCACCGAAACAUAUUUGAGUCACCGUGGUAUAUGUGUGAUGUUAACUACCAGAAGUAUAUUUUAAUGGUAAUCAUGCGCACGGGACGUACUACUUGUGUUUCUGUGGGAAAAUUGGUUCCAAUGUCUCUGGCACUGUUUCUAUGGAUGAUGAAAACUGCAUUUUCAUACCUCGCUGUCCUACGACAAGUUACAGACUGAUAAUGCAAGCCAUCCAACCGCGGCGCUUUGUUGUACAUUUCCACCAGAUUUUAACUUUCACUUUCACUACACUACGCACAGCAUCUUACUAUAUGGAGCACAUAAUCGUUCAGAUAUUUUUAAACAGCACACAAC